Messenger RNA from Cryptomeria japonica (Japanese cedar), 1655 nucleotides. RefSeq names its product target of rapamycin complex subunit LST8-1. The transcript is spliced from 10 exons. Gene Ontology annotation, cellular component: TORC2 complex; TORC1 complex. The record is from RefSeq and is a predicted model, not a curated record. Lineage: Eukaryota; Viridiplantae; Streptophyta; Pinopsida; Cupressales; Cupressaceae. The coding region runs from base 244 to 1194 and encodes 316 amino acids. Gene Ontology annotation, molecular function: protein binding. Gene Ontology annotation, biological process: TOR signaling; regulation of actin cytoskeleton organization.
AGUUGAAAAUUGAAUCUUUGGGAAGCACUAUAUUAUAACUCCAUACUGAAUGAAUUCUGGCUUUAAUUUCAGCUUCCUCACCUAUGAUAGUCAAGCGCAUUGCCGAAUUCAUGUGAAUUGAAUGGAUUCAGAUCAGAAUUUGGGUUGGCUUCCGUUUGAUCUGGGUAAUUGGGCAGGCGGUAUGUCGAAUUCAAAAGGCUUUUAGUGCAGAAUAAAAGGGCAUAUAGAAGAAACACGACAGAAAUGCCACAGCCAUCAGUAAUCCUUGCAACAGCAGGCUAUGACCAUACAGUACGGUUCUGGGAGGCCACUAGUGGCCGCUGCUAUCGGACCCUUCAGUACCCUGAUUCUCAAGUUAAUCGUCUUGAGAUAACACCGGACAAACAAUACUUGGCUGCAGCUGGAAAUCCACAUAUUCGCUUAUUUGAAGUCAAUUCGAAUAAUCCUCAACCUGUGAUUAGUUAUGAUUCUCACACAAACAAUGUUACAGCUGUGGGAUUCCAAUGUGAUGGCAAAUGGAUGUAUUCGGGCUCUGAAGAUGGUACUGUGAAGAUUUGGGAUCUGAGAGCUCCAGGUUGCCAGAGAGAAUAUGAAAGUCGAGCUGCGGUGAAUACAGUUGUCUUACAUCCAAAUCAGACAGAAUUGAUAUCUGGGGAUCAAAAUGGAAACAUCCGGGUGUGGGAUCUGACUGCCAAUUCUUGCAGUUGUGAAUUGGUUCCAGAGGUAGAUACAGCUGUACGAUCAUUGACAGUGAUGUGGGAUGGGAGUUUAGUUGUAGCUGCAAAUAAUAAUGGAACAUGCUAUGUUUGGCGGUUGUUACGUGGAACUCAGACAAUGACUAACUUUGAGCCAUUGCAUAAACUACAAGCACAUGACAAAUACAUUCUGAAAUGUCUUCUUUCACCAGAGUUCUGUGAACAUCAUCGGUAUUUGGCAACAACAUCAUCUGACCAUACUGUAAAAAUAUGGAAUGUUGACGGCUUUACUUUGGAACGUACUUUGACAGGACACCAACGUUGGGUUUGGGACUGUGUAUUUUCUGUUGAUGGAGCUUUCCUCGUGACUGCAUCUUCAGAUACAACUGCAAAGCUGUGGGAGCUAUCAACAGGAGAAGCAAUCAGAACUUACCAAGGGCACCAUAAAGCAACUGUAUGUUGUGCCCUGCAUGAUGGUACAGAGACUUCUCCUUGCUAGUAACAUAAAUCCCUAAGCCAGAUAAACAUGACUUAGCUCCCCAUGUUCCUUUUACCAGAUUCUUUCAUGGACAUGCUUUGCAUGUUGUAACAAACAUGUUAGACAAUUGUGUAUUCUGGGGAAUAUAGUUAGUUCACUAGCUUAUGCUUGUAUAUUAUUGAUCUAGAGGGAUAAUUUUACCAGCUAUACCUUUGUGUUUAAUUUUUAAUGAAUCUGAACCUGGAUUCUGGGAGCAGAGCAGGCUGCCCCUCUUUUUAUUGUUGUGUUCUGUGGGUCAUCAAGAUUGCCAGGAUUUCACAUUGCUCAGGAAGGCUCUUCUUAUCAAUGGUGUGUGGGUCCACCCUCCAACUUUGUUUCCACUGUUUCGUAUACUUGCAAACUUUUAUGUCAGGCACAUACAAAUAAAAAAUAAAAGAAUAACUGCAAGCACACAUUCUAAAAUGUUCAUAAAUUUUUGACCA